Messenger RNA from Salvelinus fontinalis (brook trout), 3365 nucleotides. Its product is annotated as oocyte zinc finger protein XlCOF6.1-like. NCBI's taxonomy places the organism in Eukaryota, Metazoa, Chordata, Actinopteri, Salmoniformes, Salmonidae. The record is from RefSeq and is a predicted model, not a curated record. The transcript is spliced from 2 exons. The coding region runs from base 225 to 1553 and encodes 442 amino acids.
CACAUCGGUCGCUUGCUAGUCAACAUAGCCGAAAGAUUCAAGCUAUUUAUACGCUUUCGGUCUAUAUUAGCUGCUGUGUUUUAGACACACUUCUGUCGUAUCUACUUGUUAACCUAUUUAAUUUAAUAUUACGUUAUUUUUUAUUAGUCAGCUAUAGUAGCUGGCUGGUUAAGUUAGCACUAGCCUAGUCACUAAUGAUAGCUAGUUAGCUAACAUCCCCGAACAUGAGCUCCCUAAGCUUCUCCCCUCCUGUUAAAGAAGAGGAGGUCUACUGGACGGAGAAAGAAGCUCUGGAGCUGAACAUUGUCGUGAAAGAGGAGAAGGAAGAAGAGGAUGUCACAGUUAAACAAGAAGUUGGGGGUGAUGCUGUUACAGUGAAAGAAGAAGAGAAAGACGUUACAGUGAAAGAAGAGGUGAAAGAGGCUGCAGUUUUUGGAGUGAAGAAGGAAGGAGAGAUUACUGUCACAUUGAAAGAUGAAGAGGUGGAGAUAGGAGAUCUGAUUAACACCAGAGAGAGAUGUGACUAUCGUGGAUCCUCUGGGGAGCCUCAACAUCAUGAUGCUAAUGAGGCAGAGAAGAGUCUCCCCACAUCAGAACACCUCAAGAAACACCAGCAGAGACCCACAGAGAGGAAAUCUCACUGCUGCUCUGACUGUGGGAAACAAUGCAAAUCUUCAUCAGAACUUAAAAUACACCAGCGAGUACACACAGGAGAGAAAUCUCACCACUGUUUUGAUUGUGGGAAGAGUUACUUAAGAUCAGAAUCACUAAAAGUACACCUGAGAAUUCACACUGGAGAGAAACCUUAUAGCUGUGAUCAAUGUGGGAAGAGUUUUACUCAGUCAAGCUGCCUGAAAACUCACCAGAGAAUACAUACUGGAGAGAAACCUUUUAGCUGUGAUCAAUGUGGGAAGAGUUUUACUCACUCAAGCUGCCUGAUAGUACAUCUGAGAGCACACACAGGAGAGAAACCUUACCACUGCUGUGACUGCGGAAAGAGUUUUGUUAGUUCAACAGAUUUAAAAUCACACCAGAAAAUACACACAGUAGACAAACCUUAUAACUGUACUCAAUGUGGGAAGAGGUUUAAUCACUCAAGCUGGCUGAUAGUACAUCUGAGAGCACACACAGGAGUGAAACCUUAUAACUGUGAUCAAUGUGGGAAGAGUUUUGUUACAUCUAGCCAUUUGACUCUACACCAGAGAACACACACAGGAGAGAAAUCUUAUAGCUGUAGUCAAUGUGGGAAGAGUUUUAUUCAGUCAAGCAGCCUGAUAUCACACCAGAGAACACACACAGGAGAGAAACCUUAUAGCUGUAAUCAAUGUGGGAAGAGUUUUACUCAGUCAAGCAGCCUGGUAUCACACCAGAGAACACACACAGGAGAGAAACCUUAUAGCUGUAAUCAAUGUGGGAAGAGUUUUACUCAGUCAAGCAGCCUGGUAUCACACCAGAGAACACACACAGGAGAGAAACCUUAUAGCUGUGAUCAAUGUCACAAGAGAUACUCUGAUAAAAGAUCUCUGAUCAAACAUCAGAAGAUACAUACAUGAAGGAGUUGUUUCAUGAUAUCAAUGAAAUGUCACAAUGUAGAAUGUUUUAACAUUGUAGUAGGAGUAUUUUAAUUAAUAAUGUUACAAUGUAGAACCCUAAUAAUUUCCCCGUUCUAUAAGCCUCAUCAGUUGAAAAAUCUUUGUACUUUGCUCUGUUCAUCUUUCCCUCGAUCCUGACUAGUCUGCCAGUCCCUGCCACUGAAAAACAUCCCCACAGCAUGAUUCUGCCACCACCAUGCUUCACCGUUGGGAUGGUGCCUGGUUUCCUCCAGACGUGACGCUUGGCAUUCAGGCCAAAGAGUUCAAUCUUGGUUUCAUCAGACCAGAGAAUCUUGUUUCUCAUGGUCUGAGAGUCCUUUAGGUGCUUUUUGGCAAACUCCAAGCGGGCUGUCAUGUGCCUUUUACUGAGGAGUGGCUUCCUUCUGGCCACUCUACCAUAAAGGUCUGAUUGGUGGAGUGCUGCAGAGAUCGUUGUCCUUCUGGAAGGUUCUCCCAUCUCCACAGAGGAACUCUGGAGCUUUGUCAGACUGACCAUUGGGUUCUUGGUCACCUCCCUGACCAAGGCCCUUCUCCCAAAUGUAUGUAGUUCUGUCCUUGAGCUGUUCUUGUCUAUAUAUGUUCUGUAUCAUGUUUGUGGACCCCAGGAAGAGUACCUGCUGCUUUUGCAACAGCUAAUGGGGAUCCUAAUAAAAUACCAAGAUUGCUCAGUUUGGCCGGGUGGCCAGCUCUAGGAAGAGUCUUGGUGGUUCCAAACCUAUUCCAUUUAAGAAUGAUGGAGGCCACUGUGUUCUUGGGGACCUUCAAUGAUGCAGACAUUUUUUGGUACCUUUCCCCAGAUCUGUGCCUCAACAUAAUCCUGUCUCAGAGCUCUAUGGACAAUUCCUUUGACCUCAUGGCUUGGUUUUCGCUCUGACAACUGUGGGACCUUAUAUAGACAGGUGUGUGCCUUUCCAAAUCAUGUCCAAUCAAUUGAAUUUACCACAGAUAGACUCCAGUCAAUUUGUAGAAACAUCUCAAGGAUGAUUAAUGGAAACAGGAUGCACCUGAAAGCAAUUUCGAGUCUCAUAGCAAAGGGUCUGAGGACUUAAGGAAAUACAUUUGCAAAUGGUUUGUCACUAUGGGGUGUUGUGUGUAGAUUGAUGAGGGAGAAAUAUUCUAACAUUUUCUACAAUUGGCAGUUUUGUACACAGUCAUGUGAUACCUGGUAUAGAAAAGUCCAAUCUUAGGAGAGUACAUGGGAGGCACUAUACUGUGUGUCUGCAGGUGUCUAGCUGGUCAAAACCACUGAUACAGGAGCCCCUCCACCCUCUGGUGGGAUGGAUCAUGUCUACAGAGAAACCUAGAUUCAAAUACUUAGAUUUGUGUGUAUUGGGUAUAUGUUGUGAAAUUGUUAGAUAUUACUUGUUAGAUAUUACUGCACUGUCGGAGCUAGAAACACAAGCAUUUCACUAGACCCGCAGUAACAUCUGCUAAACAUGUGUAUGUGACCAAUAAAAUGUAUAAUAAAUAAAACCAAUAAAUGUCCUAUUUAUCAAAGGUGCUUUUGGCUGGGGUCAACAUGACCCCAAAGGAUUUGAAUUUGUUAAAAGUCCAUAUUGAUACAGAAACACUAAACCAUGAUUUAGGUUUAUUAAGAACAAGAUGAUUGACAUAGUCAUGAAAAAUUGGAAGAAUUGAAUAAACCACAUUAUGGCUAUAAUAAAAGAUAUGUCUCUGGGGUCAAAAUGAUCCAUAUCAGUAUGGUUCAAUGGAAAUAUGUAGUGAGUGUAAAGUUUGUUUUAAAUUAUCACUCAUUAAAAACGAAUCAAUCAA